This is a messenger RNA of Exaiptasia diaphana, 3850 nucleotides long. RefSeq lists its product as uncharacterized. The transcript is spliced from 9 exons. NCBI's taxonomy places the organism in Eukaryota, Metazoa, Cnidaria, Anthozoa, Actiniaria, Aiptasiidae. The record is from RefSeq and is a predicted model, not a curated record. Bases 201 to 3407 code for a protein of 1068 amino acids.
GUUGUUGCUAUGGGUGACGUCAUGGAAAGCAAAAGAGCUCAGCUAACUGCAACAUGGAUGAAGAUAGUUCCUUUUUUAUGCCUUUGUAAACAACGUCUUUGAAUCAUUCUAUAUGGUUAAAGUAGAGCUUUAAGUAGAUGGAAAAAUUUUCAUUGUCUGUGGUUACAAUUUUAGUAAGUUUUCGCGAUUUUGAUCUCUGAAUGCGGGGCCAAAGUACAUGUGCUGUUUGUUGUGGCGGCUUGUGUCAACAUCCAGAAUGUUGGCGUUCAAAUAUCCAGCAAGUAAGAGAGGCAGUUUGGCGCAGAAAUGGUGUUAACUCWCAUGAAAGAACUCACGAUAAGUUGCAUCUACAAAAAGAGCAGCGCGAUGAUUCCAGGCAUGGUGAUUUGCCUACUCUGAAGAUAGUGGAUAUUUUUAGUGAUCUCGAUGCUGGUGUACAAAAGACAUCCAGAAAAUAUCUUAAUCAAAUCCACCAAAGAUCAUCUUCAUUGCCUUGUUUACCUUCUGCUGUUGUAAGCCAAGAAAGCAUAUUUAGUCUGCCUCGAUCACCACGGCAAUCUCCUGCUCUGACAUCACCUCCACURACGGAAUAUCAGCGCAGGAUGAAAUGGAAAAAGCAGCUUGAUGGUCUUUCAAGAGUUAAGAAUGCUUCAGACUCCAUCAAARUGUCAACUAUUGGAGUCCAUGAAGUCUAUGAAGAUAAUGAACUGGAUCAAGAAUGGCAGGAGGUCUAUGUUACCUCUGCCUAUCUUGUAUGGUGCCCAUCAAAUAAAAAGGGAAGGAAAGCCAAAAGAAACUCAAGUAAUAGUGAAAAAAGACAUAACAAUAAGAAGGUCAUCCCUAAAGAUGUAACAGAGGAUCUUGUUCCUGCUUCUAUGGAAACCAUAAAACAAUGUCGCCCAAAGUCUACAAAAACACCAACAGGKGGUCAGCCUUUCUCUCCUCACAAAUCUGUGACAAAUCCUGCUUUGUGUCAGUAUGGAAUGGAAGAUCUUUCAAAUCUACCAAAACCAGUGUUGUCAGGAAUUUUGAAGAGGAUCAAUUGGAGAAGUAAUGAAGGGACUCCCAGUGAAGAGCAGGAAAAAACUAAAAACACUGAUGCUGAAUUAGUUGCAUCACAGCAAGAAGGAUCAAAGAUGCUUUUGGCAGUUGAUAUUAACUCACGAUUUACAACACCUGAAGAAGAUGGAGAGGAAAAGGAACAAAAAGAUAUUGAUAAAGAAAAUAGCAACAUAAUAAAGGAGACAACAAAAACUGAACCAUUUAGAACAGAAGACUUAAAUGACAUGAAACAGAGAAGGGAAUUCUUAUCAAUGCAUUCUAUUGGUCUACCUAUAGAUGAUUUACCUGAACCCAAACACCACCAUUGCACCAAUUCAAUUCCCAGAAGAAUGAGCCUGGGUGUGUCUCUAGAACCAGUUAAUUUAGUACCCAUUACGCCCUCACCUGCACCGACACCUAAGCAAUCUUCUCAAAAAGAUCUAAGUAUUGAGGCACAAAAACCUGAUGAACCAUCACUGGUUGUGAAUGUACCAAGUGGACGACCUGAGUCAGCCCCAAUGCAUAAUUCUUUGGACAUAUGGGAGAAAUUCCAAGAUCAAUACUAUGUCAACUCUGCUUUCAGAUACACACCGUCACCUGUAAGAGCACCAGCGCCAACUCCAAUAAGUCCUGACAAAUACUCGGAAUUUGCUCGCUAUUCAAGAACCUCUCGUCGCACAAGUUCAUCGCAAGACGAACAGAUUUUGAAAUCAAUGCGACGAUGGAACACAUUAAGCAGUGUUUACGAUUCCGACGACACUAGAGAAAGAUGCGCUCCUAUAGAAAAAGAUGCGUUCUGUGAUAAAAAGAACGGGCUUUUAGAAGGAGGGAGCGUAUUCCUCACUGAAGGAGUCACGGAUGAAAUCGAUAAGAUGGCAGUUCCUACACCCAAAUGCCGUAGUCCAAGCCCAGGCAGUAUGACCUGUAUUCCUAAAGACAUUAUUGAACAGUUUCAGGGAGACAUAUAUGGCAGACGAUAUCCAAGGACAGAAACUAAAGAAAAAUUAACUAGAAAAACUUUAACACAUAUUAGCACAGGAAUUGUGGCACCUGGUUGGCGACCACCAAGGUCAAGGACACCUAUUCAAUUAUCGGAAACACCAGCACGUUAUCCACCUCGUCCUCUGCGACAGCCACCUGUAGAAUCUAUACCAAAGUCACUAAAAAUCAUUUCCAUUCCCAAACAAACUGAGCGAUUUAGGCGCCCAAGGAGUACUCCUCCUCGGACGAAUACUCCAAAUGACAACGAUCUAGUACCAUUAGUAUURUCUGAGUCAUCCUUAGUUAAUCAAAGCGUAGAGUCUGCCAUAUCUAUGGAAGUACAAGGAACCUCUUCGCAYAGUACUGAUCAUGGAGCAAUACCGCCGCCACCCUCUCCAGAGGCUUUGAAAAAUGAGUUGCAACCUACUCUAGAGACACUUUGUGAAGAAGAUGAGCGAAGUAGUAGAAACACAAGUAUAAUUGAUGUUAUUGACAAGGAAAUGCCUUUGUCAAGAUUAUCUCCAUUAGGCGGUGGCAGCGAAAUCAGUGAUGAAUCAGUUGAUCUUCCAAUUGAGCUUGACGUACGCCAAUCCAAUAAUGAUAGUAUCACAGAAUUUAAAAGUGAGUUCCCUCAGAAAGAACAAGAAAAUCUAUUGAUUUCUGAAAAAGCAUAUACAUAUAAGACUGAUCAACACCAACCAGAAUUUGAUUUAAAGCUCGCACGUUUAGAAGGAGGAUCAUCCGAACGAUUCCCAGAGGAAGUGUCGUCCAAACUACAACCAAAAGAAGUGCCUUCUAAACCACACCCAAAUCAAGUGUCAUCUAACGCAGACGAAGUGUCGUCUAAGGCACAUCAAGGAGACGUCUCGUCCGAACCACACCAAGAAGAAGUGCUGUCUAAUCCUCGCCAAGAAGAAGUACUGUCUAAACCGAACCAAGAAGAAGUGCUGUCUAAUCCUCACCAAGAAGAAGUGCUGUCUAAACCGAACCCAGGAGAAGUGCUGUCUAAACCGAACAAAGAAGAAGUGCUGUCUAAUCCUCACCAAGAAGAAGUGCUGUCUAAUCCGAACCCAGAAGGAGUGCUGUCUAAACCACUCGUAACAGAAGAUUAUUUUGUACCACGCCCAAAACAAGUGUCUCCUGAGCUACAUCCGAAGCAAGAGUCACGCGAGACGAACGAUAAUUCUAGUUCUCUAGAAAUGCUGGAAGAGAAAACAGAUUUGCUCCAAGAUUUACACCAACCACCCGGCUCUCCUGAUGCUGCAUCGACUCCGGAUUUCACAGAAGGAAUUGAUAUGGAAUUAGACCUAGCUGCUGAGCUCCAAGCCGCUAUGGAGGGACUUGAUGAUUUUAACAUUGAUGAUAUUAAUGAGGACGAGCGUUAACAUUAAGCAUAGAAAUGUGUUAUAAAUAUAGUAUACAACAUGAACAUAUUUUUUAUUAUAAGUGAAACAAAAAAAUUCUCUUUUUUGAUUGAACUGUACAAAGUGAAUCUUGAUUUUCUUAAAAUAAAUUUAUAUUUUGUCAGAUAAUGUCACGCAUUAGAGUGCACUUGACUAUGGCCGUGAAAUAGUUACUAAUACAAUCUCCUUCGUCUUCUGGUAUUUAAUUAGUGCAAUUUUGUGCAAUUUCCUACAAAAUGCGCUCUAUUAUUUAUAACAUUAGCUAAGAUAAGAUCUCUAAAACAUCCGCGGCAGUCUUUGCAUUUGGUUGUCAAUGUCCAAUGAGUCAAUGUGCACUGUGUUCCGAUCGUUGUUUUGCCAUGUACCGUACAACUUCAACUGGUUUAGCAAUGACACGAGUUUUAACCUAGGAAUUCAUUUUCGUA